Calliphora vicina (urban bluebottle blowfly) is the source of this 951-nucleotide messenger RNA. RefSeq names its product splicing regulator SDE2. The record is from RefSeq and is a predicted model, not a curated record. The transcript is spliced from 2 exons. Gene Ontology annotation, cellular component: nucleus. NCBI's taxonomy places the organism in Eukaryota, Metazoa, Arthropoda, Insecta, Diptera, Calliphoridae. The coding region runs from base 62 to 877 and encodes 271 amino acids.
UCUAAAAAAUACAAAACAAAAAAACAUUUGCGUACAUAAAAAAUAAAACAUUUUCCUCAAAAUGGUGAAAAUCUGCAUAAAUAAAACCAAAAAUAUAGAAAUUGAUAUUGAAAAUGUUGAAGAGAUUUAUAAACACGUUGCAGAAACAACAAAUUUGUCCACUAAGAAUUUCUACCUGGAACAAAAUGGAAAACGUUUGAAUGAUGUAUUCGAUCAGGAACUUCCCGUUUAUGUACGUCUAUGUGUUUUGGGAGGUAAGGGAGGUUUUGGUUCCAUGCUAAGGGCUAUAGGAGCACAAAUAGAGAAAACCACUAAUCGAGAGGCCUGCAGAGAUCUUAGCGGACGUCGCUUAAGAGAUAUUAAUGAAGAAAAACGCUUGAAAGCCUGGUUGGAAAAACAAGGAGAACGUGAACGCGAAGCUGAGGAAAGGAAGAAGCGCAAAAUUGAAAAAUUGUUAGCUGUACCCAAACAUGAAUUCAAGGACGAGCAAUAUGAACAAGCCAGAUCAAAACUUACGGAAAAAGUGUGUGAUGCUGUGGAAGAAGGUUUCAAAAAGGCCAGUACAAGUGGAACAGAGUUGAAACGUAAAAAUGAGGCAUCAACGUCACAAAAAGCUGUUCCAAUAAAAAAGAAGAAACCUGCCAUGUGGUUAGAUGAUGAUAUUUCUUCAGGUGAUGAUACCGACUCAAGUGAAGAUGACUCUGAUAUUUCAAAAAGCUCAACAAAUAAAAAUGAAAAAAACCCUUCUGCAGAUAAAGAUUGCGAAGACUCAAAUUCAAAUCAAGCUAAAUUACUGGAUAGUGACAAAGAUUCCAAUUUAGAUUCUGGUUGCGACUCUGUUUCUAGUAAACAACUCGUAAAACACCCAGAUAAUUGAAAAUUUAAAUGUAUGUAUAUUUACUAAGUUUAAAAUUAACAAAUAAAAUAAACAAAUUUUACGCUCUAAAAAUA